Molecule: messenger RNA, 546 nt
Organism: Cantharellus anzutake
Lineage: Eukaryota; Fungi; Basidiomycota; Agaricomycetes; Cantharellales; Hydnaceae
Exons: 2
Coding region: 202-522 (106 amino acids)
Source: RefSeq, a predicted model, not a curated record
CUCCAUUUCUACGCUUGCUUGCUUGUGUACGCGUUCAACGGCCCAUGCAAGCUGAAGCUCACCAAGCAAUUAGCCAGACCAAGUCUUCUUAGCAGAAUUCUUCUUUCCAGACGCUCAUUACGCUCUCGAAAUAGAAAUUUUCUUCGAUUGGGGUCGGACAAUGACGAUGGUGUUACCUGCAUCGAUGCCUUGCUCGUGAAAAUGGAGGAUUGCACUUUGGCUCGGAUAGAGAUGAAUUCCGCCACUGAAAUAAGGCCACCGUCUCUUGGUCAGUCCUCCUUUAGAUCUGUGGUGCACCAGCAAAGACUGCGCGCCGCUGCAAGCUUACCCACUGAUUGGUCGAAGCUUCCAAAUGUCUUGGUGUCUCAGUCUGCUUCGCCAAUGGCGAAAAGGCUGUGUCUUAGCAUAUUAUUCGCCUCAUACAUUAUACGGCCAGACUUGUCGAGUAGUAGUCACAUUGAUGACUCUGCCCAAGAUGGGAUGAAGUGCGCGCUUCAUGGAAUUAUAGGAACCAUACGUUAACUCUGCUGAACAGCUUUUCUUCAC